This is a messenger RNA of Anisakis simplex (herring worm), 4257 nucleotides long. The record is from the annotation of a GenBank genome assembly. Lineage: Eukaryota; Metazoa; Nematoda; Chromadorea; Rhabditida; Anisakidae.
AUGGUAACACGUAUAGAAUUGGGUGACGAAUAUCGUCGUAUCGGUGAAUAUCAACAAGCAAUUGAUUACUAUCAAAGAGCGAUCCGACUGUCACACACGAAAAAUGCUUUCGAUGAAAACGCCGCGUUUGCACAUCGAGCCAUUGCUGAGAUAUUCGUUAAUCCAGAAAUGAAUGAGAAUAAACGUGCCAUCGAACACGCGAAAAAGUAUUUGGAAUAUGCCACUAGAGCGAAACAAGUUCACUUAAUACAACUUGCCUAUCACGUUCUCGGAUGGAUCUAUCUUCAAGUCUAUUUGAAUUCAUCAACUAGCAAGCAUGAUUCUCUUCUCGAGAAGGGUAAACACUGGUGCGAGAAGUGUAUAACGUAUUUGGCAGAAAAAGGACACGAGAUCGAUUCCGACCAGAGAGCGGUUCGUAUCGGAAACGAUUCCCUAUGUCGUCGCGCACGUGUCCGUCAGGUCUUGUCCCAAAUCUGUGAUAAACUCGGUCUAUUUCAACUGGCACGUACACAUCAUAAUGCUGUUAUGGCUUAUGCUAUGCAAUACAGAUGUUUGUUAUCAAAGCUGGAUUUUGCCGGUGAACAACGACUCAAAACUGCCAUCGAAUUGGUUCACGUGGCCAAAAACUUAUCGAAUCGUGAGCUAAUUGAAACACAACUCAUUCUUGCGCAGGAAAAAGCACGAGUGAAAGACUUCGAAGGUGCGAAAUGGGAUCUGAUAUCAAUGUAUUCAAGUAAAAGCUAUACGAAGUUAGAUAUCAAUGAACAAUUUUCAUUUCAACAACUUCUUAUUGUUGUUUACAAAACAAUGGAACGACUCAAGGAAAUCAGUCAGUUCGGUGAGCGCAGAAAAGCUCGAGUUUACGAGAAAAUUGCUGAUGAGUUUUAUAAUAUUGAUCUUCGAGAAGUGUCAUUAGAUUUCUAUAAGUUGAUGUCAAACUGUUCGUCAACGGCUACUUUGAAUGAACGGAUCACUGCGUUGGUGUCAGUUGCGGUCACUGCAAAAGAGUUGAAUCGUUUUGAAGAAGCCUAUCAAAAUUUCAUCAAGGUCGAUUCAUUGGAAUCACAGCUUCGUAGUCUUUCCGAUAGAAAGCGUGCUGAGACAGCCAUUUGUAUUGCAACAACAGCAUCUUUCGUGAAAACUUUAUCGAACUGUCGUGUCAUGGAACUUUUCAGAAAGGCCGAAUCGUUGGCUGUUACGAAAACACAGAAGAUAAUGCCUGUUUUCGAAAUUGAUGAAUGCUUUCAGUACGAUUUAUACGAAGUAAUGCUGGAAUAUCUACGCAAAACAAACGCAGAUGAAAGUUUAAUUGAGCUAACUGAAUGUAAAAUGAACGAAGCGAAACGGGAAAUGGAUCGAAAUACAUGCGAUAACGAUGAUAAUGAUAGUGAUAGCGAUAAUGAUGCACGAAGUUCGUACUCUGAUGAAUGGGAUGAGAUGGGUGAGAGUGAAAUCAUGGAGAGAUGCUUAACGGAAUCAACGAAGCGAAGUGUUGACGAGCGAAUAAAACGUGAAAAAGAUAAGGUGAUAAACUCGUACGGUGAGACGAGACUGCAUGAGGCAGCUCGUGGAGAUGAUUGUGAUUACUUGAAAACACUGAUAAAUGCGUCUGGAAGUGGUGAUGGUGAUAAAACCACUCUGAUUAUAUUCGUUCAGUGGUCAUACAAGCNGUUUGUGAUAAUGAUAAUAAUAAUAUUGAAGGGAUACAACUUGAAUGCGCAAGAUGAGGGUGGAUGGACACCUUUGCAUGAGGCAAUCGGUGCCCAAAAACUAGAAAAUGUGCGGAUAUUGCUUGAAUCGGGUGCGAAACCGGAUAUUCGAUCGCGUGAGGGCACUCUUUCGGCUGACGGGAAACGAACCGUAAUCUCUAUUAUACAUUUCUUAAUAUUCAAUGCAUUUAAAACAAGCAGUGGUGCUUUGAUUGAAAUGUCACGUUUGAAGGACAGUGGUGGUUUGACGCCCCUAAUGGAGGCAUGUGAUCGUGGAGCAACGUCAAUGAUCAGUCUACUGCUGAAAUUCAACGCAAAAGUUCAAAUCAAAAAUCCUGAUCAGUGGAUGGCGAUUCAUUUUCUGCGUAAUGCAAUACGAGGUGGUAUGGUUGAAGAUGAGGAUUUACAAGAGGCGAAACGACUCGAGUCUGCGAUGGAGAUGAAGUUGAAACAAGCGAAUGUUCGAACGAAUGAUAGUAUUAACGUGAUUCCUCCGAAACGAUUGGCGAUCGAAAGAAGUGAGAAGCAGAAAUGCAACAAGAGAAACGAAGAGGAUCAACGUGGAACGUCUUUAAUCAACGUCGACGACGAUGCGUUACUGUAUGCGGACGAAUGCAACAAAGAACCCGUUCUGAAUCAUGUUCACAGCUUUGAUUCAGUUGUGGUUCGAAAUGAUGGAACGACAAUGGAAAGUCAGCGAAUUUCUGUGGUGGAUGAUGACGAUUCUGAUGGAUUUCUGUACGAUGAUAUCGACGAAUUAGGGAAAGAUAUACACACAUCGCGUACCAAAUCAUCACGAAGCACAACUGAUGAUGUCAGUUUUCCACCGAUAAUAUCGUCCAGAACACAGCAACAGAACACAAGUAAAACUUCUCGUAAACGUCAUUCAUCUACCUUCACAUCGCUAUCAUCCUCUCAUACGGAUCAACCGAGAUCGUCUGCAUCCAAACAGAUGUUAUCAGAUGACGAGAUGCUCUCAGAUGCGAGCGAUAGAGUCGAUGUAUCGGUCGAUUGGACUGUUGAUAACGGCGAUAGGGAUGGAUCGUUACCAUCGACGAGAAACGUUAUUGUGAAGUCAGCCACACGCCGAAAUCCAACUGCUACGAAUAGAGCAUCGAGGGUAACGGUGAAUCAGAGCAAUGAUAAUGCAACAACAUCAAGGGAGUGUGUAUCUUCAUCGGUGCCCUUAUCAACACCUUUAUCAGCGUCCUCGUCUUCGUCGUCAUUGGUUGACAACGUCAACAGUCGUUUACUUUUAAUUAAAGUGGUGUUCGUUGCUCAUCCCAGUGGUAUGCGUUUGAAAACGAAAGCCAUUCCAUUCGCCAGCACGAUUCGAAUAGCGGAAGUGAAGGAACGAUGCAAGGCUGAGAUGAGUGCAGACGGGCAAUUUGAUGCGUUGCAUUUGUUCGAUAAGGAUAGCAGUGACGGUUGUGAGUGUGAGCUGGACGAUGAGACACCGCUCGAUCUCAUCAUUCAGCAAAAAACGAAUUACCAGUUCGAGUGCAGACUUUUCGGUUGGAUGCCACCGUCCGCUGCACAUUUGUAUAGCAUUAAAACAAAAUGUAAGAUGAAUGAUAUUGUGAAGGCAUUAUCAGAAGCAAUGACCAGCGGUCGGUUGUGUUUAACGAAUAUCAGUUUGAAUACAAGUGGUGAUGAUGACGAUAAACAAGCAUUGAUAUGCGCACUGAAGGCAUUCAAAUGUAACUCAUUAUCCUCAGUUCUUAUUAAUAAUAAUCUCAUUUCGAAUCAUUUCAUCGAAAGUAUUGCUCAACAUGGAGGCAGUUUGCAAAAUUUAUCGAUGCAAUGUUGUCAAUUAAAUAGUAUGAGCGUUCGACUACUAUUGGAAUCAAAUCCGGCUCGAAAUUUCGCUCAGUUAACAUAUCUGGAUUUGAGUUACAAUGAAAUAGGCACUGAUGAUGGUUUGAAUGCUCUGAUAAGUGUUUGUGCGAAUCUGGUACAUCUCAGUUUGGUAUCUUGCAAUCUUCAGACUUCGACUGUUUCGCAACUGAUUCAAACUAUUCAAGGUUGCAUAAAUCUGAAAGAUUUGAAUUUGAGUCAAAAUCUGUCGGUUCAAUCAGAGCAUAUAACAACAAUAUUGGAUUCAGAUUUGAAACUUGAGCGUUUGAAUAUUGCUGCGAGUGGAGUCGACGAAAUUUAUACGGUUCAGCGUGAAAGUGGAUUAAUGCAGCUGAAUAUGUCGAUGUGUGAAUUGGAUGAUGGUAACGAUGCAAUUUUGGAAUGUUUAUUGAACUGUUGUCAUCAACUUCAAAGCGUUGACCUUAGAGCGACGAAUCUCACUGUUACACAGCUGCAACAUUUCUGUAAACAAAAAGCAAAUAAGGCGAGUUUUUACCUUUGUUAUUAUUUACCAAUCACAACGUUGAAACUACAAGGAUGUUCGGAUAUCGAGGCGAAAUUUGAAGAGUUUGUCUCGAUGUUAAGACUCGAAAUAAGAACCGAUUUUGCGGUGAGAUUCGAGCUGUGCGAGCAGUUAAGGAUGAAACUUCUUGAUGCAUUAUCUCAGUCAUUUGCAUUUUGUUUCGUGUAA